CUGAACGUGGUGGUGGUCGUGUUGUGCGUGUGCGCGCUCGAGACGUGACGUGAAAUCGCCUUUGCUCCGUCGCUGUUACGGCGCAUCCAGCGGCACGUACGCGGUCGUCGUCAGACUCGUCGUCGGUACAAAAAGUGACAGCCGGUCGCCUCCGUCCCAGUGCACCGGUUGAGGAAGUCGCAUCGCCAAAACAGACACCAGCCUCGUCGCCAGGUCUAUCGAUCCACUUCAAGGCUACGGUUAGCUCACCGCUUCGAACAACCAGCAAGCGGCGUCGCCGGUAUUCUAAGGCGCCGGUAGGCGGGAAGGCAGUUUCGCCGAGAAGAAGAGGAAGACUGUCGCCCGGUAUCUAGUUCCCCGUCAGGCACCAGAUCACCAGCCGGCGAUGCCUGCACCGACGUCAGCGGCGGGUGGGGCCGAGGGCGGCCCGCCCCGCACCGAACUGCAGGAGUUACAGCUCAAGGCCGGUCAAACUACGGAUGAAUCUCUGGAGAGCACGAGGCGUAUGCUGGCGCUAUGCGAGGAGAGCAAGGAGGCUGGCAUCCGCACUCUGGUCGCACUCGACGACCAGGGAGAACAGUUGGACCGAAUUGAGGAGGGCAUGGACCAGAUUAACGCCGACAUGAGAGAGGCCGAGAAGAAUCUCACUGGAAUGGAAAAGUGCUGCGGCCUUUGCGUUCUUCCCUGUAACAAAGGUGCCAGCUUCAAGGAAGACGAGGGUACGUGGAAGGGCAACGACGACGGUAAAGUUGUGAACAACCAGCCGCAACGGGUGAUGGACGACCGCAACGGUAUUGGACCGCAGAGCGGCUACAUCGCCAAGAUCACGAACGACGCGCGCGAGACAGAGAUGGAGGAGAACAUGGGCCAGGUAAACACGAUGAUUGGCAACCUGAGGAACAUGGCGAUCGACAUGGGCAGCGAGCUCGAGAAUCAGAAUCGGCAGAUCGACAGGAUCAACCGCAAGGGCGAAUCGAACGAGACGAGGAUACAGGUGGCCAACGAGCGAGCCCAUCAGCUACUCAAGUAAGCGGCCGCACUCUCUGUCGACCAUCCGCACCCCGUCGGCCGCCCACGAGCGUCACUACCAUCACCCUCCACCACCACCACCACCACCAACAACAACAACACAACAGCGACAACAUCAACACCAACAACAGUCAGUACAGUUACACUCGACAAGUCCACUCGAUCGUUUUCUCGCGAUUUAUUUGUUAGAACGUUGUUUCUUUAUUGUUCACGUUUACCGAUACCUUUCGAGUUUGGUAUCGUCGGAAACAUGAUAUAAUAUACUUAAUGAAAAUACUUAACCCUAAACUUGACUGAAUGGAUUUCGUAAAGUUGUUAAAAUUUUGUAAUAUUCUUUUUCGUUCGAAGUAAAGGACCGUAUGAAUCGCAUCGUCAUAAGCGUUUAAGAAUUAUUACGAAGAUACGUAAAGAAGAUUUGCGACCUCCUCUGAUGUGGUCUUUCGAACAUUUAGCGCAGUUUCUCUUCUAAAAUAUCAUAGAUAUUAAAUUAAUAGCACGCCCCGCGAACGAUGCGGCCGAUGAAAUUGACGAGAAAGAAAACUAAACACUGUCGUACUGGUGAGUAUCUGCUGCAUUUCUUUCGAAUAACGUACUCUUGGAUUUUCACUUCUUUAUAGCUUUUGCAAGUUUAGGGUUAAUAUACGCCGAAACAGAUUCACACAUCACAGAUUCGGAGAUUGAGUUUGAUUUUCGGCUUGACUUAAAGCGUGUAAGUGUGAUUCCUGAUUUAGCGUCGAAGACGUCCGAUUUAAUUUACGUCGAACUUCAAUUUCGUUAGUCCCCGUUCUGCAACCGUAAAUUAGAUUUAAUCUCCGAGACGGGCUUUUUGUCUUUACAAUGGCAAUCCGCCGACGAAGAGCUUCGAUGAUUCGAGGUGUCGGUGCCGCUAAUCGGUCAUCGAAGCUGGAUUAAAAACCGAUCUCUCUAUCUUAAGAUUGUCGGAGCAAUCUCAUACCGAAUCACAACGAAGAAACCGAUGGAAUUUCUGUCUAGCGUGGCAAAAGCGUCGAAUUUGUCGCGUAGUUUUAAAACGGAGCUGAAAUCCAAUCUCCGGUUCAGAAACGAAACAGCUUCGUUCUCUUUGCCGGCAGAGUUAGCGCGUUGAACGAUAUUGGAAUUUAAAUAACAAAUAAUAAUAUAUAUGUAUAUUAUAUAUUACCUCUCGUUAGUCAUACACAUUACACGACACAAACCGGGAAGAUUAACUGCACGAAAAGAUGCAGCGAUUAAUUGAAUUCUCUCGGUUGAAUUGACUCUAGAGAGUCGGUAUUGGAAACGCAAGAAACAAACGGAGAAAAAAAAAAGAGGAAGAAACAUGAUUAUAGUACAAAAAUUAUUACACUUACCUUCCGUUAGGAAAAAGAUUUCGAAUACAAUUUAUUUAUUUGUCUUAUCAUAUAUUACCGCUCUCCGCGAUUAUAACUUGCGCUUGAGGAUCACACUCGAACGUGUCAGCGAUACUGUCUACAAGCGGAAGAAGCAACACACUAAUCUCCCUCUCCCUCGAAUCUCCCCCGAAACGUAGGGGGUGGACCUCGCUGUUUCCCCCCCCUUGAUCGACAAAUGCGCGAUUCUCGAGGUCGGGCUAUCGAAUAGCUUUAGCGAGGGUUUCGCAAAUUUCGCCGGAUGUUCGCGUGUGAAAGAUACGCGGAGAGGUCGCGACGACACUUGGAGGAGGAAGGGAGUGGAAUCGCGAGCGUGUGAAGGACGAGGGAGCAGAACGAGGUGGAAAGAAGAGGAAGGACAGGUGGAAGAAGAGGACUCACAUAGCGAGAUUACCGAAGCAACGAAGAGAACGCGUUCAGCCAUAUGAUUAUUAGGAGUCAGCUGAAGCUGUGUAGAUAGAGCGAGGUCUUCUUUCGUCGUUUAAAAAUAAAAUAAAAAAAAACUCGACUCGCACUCGACAACGUAGAACAUAGGUGUUACUUCCCCUUGCCCCC
Molecule: messenger RNA, 2969 nt
Organism: Cyphomyrmex costatus
Lineage: Eukaryota; Metazoa; Arthropoda; Insecta; Hymenoptera; Formicidae
Gene: Snap25
Product: Synaptosomal-associated protein 25kDa
Exons: 7
Coding region: 386-1030 (214 amino acids)
Biological process (GO): exocytosis; synaptic vesicle fusion to presynaptic active zone membrane; synaptic vesicle priming
Cellular component (GO): plasma membrane; SNARE complex
Molecular function (GO): syntaxin binding; SNAP receptor activity
Source: RefSeq, a predicted model, not a curated record